Molecule: messenger RNA, 2690 nt
Organism: Osmia bicornis bicornis
Lineage: Eukaryota; Metazoa; Arthropoda; Insecta; Hymenoptera; Megachilidae
Gene: Swip-1
Product: EF-hand domain-containing protein D2 homolog
Exons: 4
Coding region: 262-849 (195 amino acids)
Molecular function (GO): calcium ion binding
Source: RefSeq, a predicted model, not a curated record
GCUACCCGAGAUGCUCCGCGCACCGUCAGUCCACGCUGGAUUCCCGCGCCGUUCGGUUCGUGGUGUAGUGCCUGUGCAAGGUUCGAAUUUGACAAGUCUUAUCGCAAUUUUCGAAUCGUUUUUUCCUUAUUUUCUCUGCUAUUACGAUUAAUACUCCGAUUAUUCUCGAUUACGUAAUUCUUUUCAACACGUCUCGCGAGAUUGAGAUCGUAAAGGUUAGCGAUAGACAAUCGAAAGGGCAAAGGCGGUUAAGGGAACACAAUGCCAGCGGAUGCGGAACUCAGUAAUCUGCUUAGCAGGAGGCAAAGGAUCAACGAAGAGCUCGAGGAAGGGAAAGAAGUGAAAAAGCAGUACAAAUUCGUUAACGUUUACACCGAAUUCCACGAGCUGUCUCGUCGGGAGAUCAAGCAGUACGAGCAGACCUUCAACAGAUUCGAUGCUGGCCACGAUGGAUUUCUGGAUUUAGCCGAGCUGAAACGUAUGAUGGAGGUUCUAGGAGCACCGCAAACUCACCUCGGUUUGAAGGCGAUGAUACAGGAAGUGGACGAGGACGGCGAUGGACGGAUUUCCUUCCGCGAGUUUCUGUUGAUCUAUCGCAAAGCACGUGCCGGUGAACUGGAACAGGAUUCCGGAUUGGGCCAGCUGGCUCGUCUCACCGAAGUCGACGUGGACGAAGUAGGAGUCACUGGAGCCAAGCACUUUUUCGAAGCGAAGAUCGAGCAACUACGGAAGACGAGCAAAUUCGAGGACGAAAUCCGUAUGGAACAGGAGGAACGAAAACGAGAAGAGGAAGAUAGAGCGGCGAGGCGAGCGCAGUUCAGACAAAAAGCUGCUCUGUUUGGCAAUUGAAAAGAAAAUUCACGGAUCGAGAAAGUGCCGAGCCACUUCUGCACCUCAAUGGAAUUACAAACGGUUGCCUUAAUCCGAUUCACCUGUUUCGUAAUGCGAUACGUCGAUCAACAUUGUCUCAUUAGAUCGGCUUUAGCGAUCGUUGCAGCAUUAGAGAGCGUUGAUUCUUGGCAAGGGAGGAGAACUAUUGUUUCUAAGCUUUUAUCGAUUUUCAUCUUUUAGAGGAAUUGUUUUUUUAUACGCACUUCGAGUACUGUGACCAAUAGUGACAUUAGUUUUAGGAUUGAGAUUAUUUUGUAAGUUCUUUUUGGUAUGAUAAGUAUUAAGGAACUUUUAUAUACAGAAAAAAUAAUUGUGUAAAAGUAUCAGCCUUUUAAUUCUUUCGGCAGGUUCAAUUAUGCUUUUGGAAUUUUUAAAAGCAUAAUUGAUCAUUUAGACGAUAUUUCUUUAGGUUUCGUACAAUUAGAUUCUUUUGGAUACGUAUAACGAAUGAAUAGAAUAGGAGAUUUUAACGAACGCACGACUGAUAUUCUAAAUGUAACAUGUACAUGUGUGUAUAAUAAUUUAUAUGCUAAUUUCAAUUUUAAUUGUAAAGGUCGACGCACUGUUGAGAAAAAAAAGAUAAACAUUUUGCAACACGUUCUUGAUGGGGAGAUUUUAGAUGAUUUUAUCGUUGCUUAUUUAUAUCUGCAUCACUUUACUUUCAAAAUGAAAAAAAGGAAUUUUUAUCAAAGAUAGGAUUGAUGAAUGUAUUUUCAGUCAUUAUGUAUAUGUUUUUAAUGGUAUCUCAUUUUAUAUCAAUUUAAAAUAAGUAAAACUUGAUCUUUAUUUAAAAAGGAUAAAUUUUAAGAAAUACGUUUUGAAAUAAAAUCAAGUCCACUGGUCAGUGUUGCGAAUUGUACAUAUAAAAUAUAAGAGACAAUAGAUAUGACUUAAAUAAGCCUAUAAAAUUAGAUUGUAAAUAAAUCUUUUUGUUCCAACAAUUGUUUACACAAUUUAUUGAUUCAUAAGAUAGUUACUAUAGUAGUGUACUUUAUAUUGUGAUAAAACUUGCACUACGUUAACGUUAUACUUGCAUAUUGCAAAUUGAUGUAAAAUAAAAACCUGAUUUAUGAAAGCAACGGUAUACGCAUAUAAUAUAUAGUUUUUACAUUUCCAUAUUAUAAAAUGUCAACAUAGAUUCAAACAUAGAAAAUAUUCAAUUGUAGCGCUCGAUCCUGUUCUUUUCUUCCUUCAGUUUCACCAACUUCAUGGAUAUUAUUCACUAUAAGCAUAUUUAAUGAAAGAUAAUAAUAAAUUCGAAACGUUAUACAAUGUGUAAUCUUUGAAUGAUAGAUAAUUGUAGAAAUAAUUAUUUACAAUAUGAUACAAUUAUUAAUCCAUGAUAAGAUAAGCUGUUUCACAUAUUUUAUUGUGUGUAUACCAACGUGAUUUUGAUACUGAUACCUCAAAACAGUUUUUUUUGAAUAAUCUAUUUUUGUUAGAUCGCAUAUUUUGAAAAUUUUACUAAUAAUAAAUGUGAAACUGAAGGAAACAAUUCACUUUUAUUGUGAAAAAACAGUGAAUAAAUAACCUUAUUCAGUUUUGAAACAAUAUCCUCAAGCGUAUAUGAAAUAAAAUUAUAUUUUAGUUAUCAUUUUUAAACAUGCAUGUUAUCAUGAAUUUUGAAGAUUGUUGAACUAUUUGCACAUCUUAUCAAAGUUUGAUUCUUAUCUUGUUUUCAAAGUGGAUAAUAUAUGUAUAUAGAUAUAUAGAAUAUAUAUUAUUCAUUGCAGUUUGAUAACAGUGUCUGGAAACGACUUUUGGAAUAAUUAUUUCUCUCUGAAAUGGCUUCAAAUCAG